Messenger RNA from Sphenostylis stenocarpa, 711 nucleotides. Lineage: Eukaryota; Viridiplantae; Streptophyta; Magnoliopsida; Fabales; Fabaceae. The record is from the annotation of a GenBank genome assembly.
AUGAGAAGUAAGUCUGCAGAUAAAGAAAAAUCAACUGCUAAGUCACCGCAAAUGUCGCUUAAUUUCACACUCAUUAGAGAAAUCAAUAGAUUGGCUGUAUCAUUGGUGAGGAAAUUUGAAAAUACUAGAGUUGGAGAUGCUUCUUCCAAUAAGGCUUCGAAGGAUGGCUCGACUCUUCUAAGAACCACAACUACGGUUCCUAAGAAUGAGUUGCAAAAGGAUUCUUCAGUAGUUACCCCAUUAGCAGAAGCUGAAAGUGCUUUUGAUGGAUGUAGAAGUCAAAAGACAUCACCCAUUAUAUCCUCCCCAUUUAGCUGGAGAACCGAAGAAAGAGCUUCAAGUAGAAAGAAGAAACUUGAAAAGGAGUUUAGGGAUAGUGAAGCACAGAAAAUGCGGCUGCAUACAAAAUUCAAGGAGAAAGCAGAGAUAAAUAUUCGGAAAUUACGUCAGAGCUUUUGCUUCAAAGCAAGGUCAGCACCUGAUUUUUACAAGGAUAGAGAAGCAUCGAGGAGAGGGACCAAAAAGGAUCCUGAAUCACCCAAACAGGGAAGAAGACCUUUGAGUAUAGUACAUUGUAAUAGACCUUUCCAGGGAAAGAAUUGUGGCACCUGCACAAAGCCUCUCAAUUCAAAUUCCUACAUGAUUACUACUCAUGACAAUACAUCUCCAAAUAUUCAGCAUGGGCACCAGAAUGAUAGAAACUACAAAUAG